Messenger RNA from Schistocerca gregaria, 3895 nucleotides. Its product is annotated as fibroin heavy chain-like. Gene Ontology annotation, cellular component: extracellular matrix. The record is from RefSeq and is a predicted model, not a curated record. The coding region runs from base 30 to 1523 and encodes 497 amino acids. The transcript has 6 exons. NCBI's taxonomy places the organism in Eukaryota, Metazoa, Arthropoda, Insecta, Orthoptera, Acrididae.
AGUGUGUUCAGUGACCGCCGCCCAGCAAGAUGAAGGCCGCUCUUCUCACGGUGAUGCUCAGCUGCGCCCUGGCGCUGGCCUCGGCCUACUACGACCACGACCUCGCGCACCACACGCACACGACGCAGUGCGGACACCUGCCGCUGGCCGCCGUCGCCGCCCCCGCAGUCGCCGCCGCCGCCGCCCCCGCAGUCGCCAGCUACUCGGCAGGCUCCUCCUAUUCGGCUGGAUCCGCCUACUCCGCCGGAGCAGCCUACUCGGCCGGCGCCGCACUCAGGACGGCAGCUCUAGCAGCCCCUGCAGUAGCCUACUCGGCGCCAGCAGUGGCGAGCUACGCAGCACCUGCCGUGGCCGCCUACGCGGCACCGGCAGUGGCCACCUACUCCGCGCCGGCCGUGGUGAGUGCGGGCUACUCUGGCUACUCCGGCGCCAGCAGGGCCUAUGCGGGAUCUGCUGCCACCUCCUACACCUCGGCCAUUAAGUCCGUGGUGGCCGCCCCUGCAGUCGCCGCUGCCCCUGUGGUCGCCGCCGCUCCUGUAGUCGCCGCUGCACCUGCCGUCGUCGCCACUGGCUACUCUGGAGGAUACUCUGGGGGCUACUCGUCUGGCUACUCUGCUGGCUACUCAGGAUCGUCUUACAGUUCAGGAAUCAAGUCCGCCGCAGUGAUAUCCGCCCCGGCAGUCGUCGCCACCGCCGCCCCCGCCAUCGCCUACAAGGCCGUGGCCCCCGCAGUCGCUGUGAAGGCGGUGGCCCCGGCAGUGGCCGCCUACUCGGCCGGUGGCUACUCCGGAUACUCGGGCUACUCCAGUGGCAGCUCCUACUCCGCAGCACGCCUGGGCGCCGCCGCCAGGUACUCCGCCCCCGCAGUCGCCGUCGCUGCCGCCCCCGCCGUCGCCGUCGCCCCCGCAGUCGCCACCGUCGCUGCCCCCGCCUACGCAGCUGGUGGAUACGCCGCUGGUGGUUACGCCGCUUCCAGGCUGGCCUCAUACUCUGCAGCUUCCAGCCUGAGUGCCGCGUCGGCGUACCGCGCGGCUGCGCCGGCCAUCGCCGUGCAGAAGUACGUCGCCGCCGCCCCCGUGGUGGCCGCCGCCCCCGCAGUCGGCGUGAGGUACUCGUCCGCCGCGGGCGGCCUGGGCUACGCUUCCAGCGGCUACGCGGCCAGCGGCUACGCCGGCUACUCCGGUCAGGCGGGAGCCGUGCGCUACGCCGCCGCCGCCGCCCCCGCCUACGUCGCCACGGCGCCAGUAGCCGCCGUCGCUAAGGUGCCCGUGGCCGCCACCGUCGUCAAGCCCAUCGUCAAGGAAUACGACGACCACCCCCGCUACGCGUUCGAGUACAGCGUGCACGACGCCCACACCGGAGACAUCAAGCACCAGUGGGAGCAGCGCGACGGAGACGUCGUGAAGGGCCAGUACUCGCUGGUCGAGCCCGACGGCUCGGUCCGCACCGUGGACUACGUCGCCGACUGGGAGACCGGCUUCCACGCCACGGUCCACAAGGACAGGCCACAGGCGCACCCCUAAGGUCGCCGCCGGACUACCACCAGCCUCGCUCACCCUCUCUGGUCACGUGUCUUCCACAGCCGUGCACGUCAUGUUCAGAGCAGAUUCUCCCUUGUUCCAUUCCUAUCUCCCAAUUCCCGGUGGAUUUUUGACCAGGAGACUUACUCGUGUCUAAAUCAAGUCUACUGACACCCCCAACCUCCUUCCUGCCCACCUUCAGUCGUCUAAAAUCUUGAGGUAACUCUCGCCUGGCCGGCCUCUUUUCGUGGCAUCGACGGAGCACAUCUCAGUAUACAAGUUGUUCGUAAGGCUAGAUUCCAGGUGCACAAGUGGCUCACUACUCCUCUUUCUGACACUGGAAAUAAUUCGCGAAUUUUGCCCCAGAUAAAAGAAAGUUCCUUCGUAUCAACUAAGCCACGAACCUCGCGCCAUGAAAUAUUUCUGCUAUAUCUAAAACAGCAAUGUUUCCGCUUUCGGCUAUAAUUAUUGUUUAUUUUCCACUAUUAUGCCAUUUUCAAGCGUUAGUUGACGUGCGUGAGGUAAAGCCACCAAACAGACCAGCUAUCAGCAUAUAGCUGACAAGCAUGAAACUUUGGACAUGUAGUCGUGCGAACAAGUGGUGCACAAAACGUUUAAAAGUAGUGGCAGAAAUAGAGCACUGCACACUGCAAGCCAACUGUAAUAAAUUAACUUGUCGUAGCAACGAUCAUCAGUAACGACAUCAAUAACAGAGUGCACAUUGAGUCAUUAUUUUCGAUCGUGUCAACACAAAGACCGCUUGAAAAUGGUAUAAUAGCAGAAAUUGGACAAUAAUGGAAAUGUUUCAGAAAUUUUGCACGACUGUGGUAUCUGCCCGAAAAAAAAGUAAUUUCCGUUAUCGUUACUCCCAGAACAUUUAGAAAGCGAAAUGUCGCUCCGAUUUCCGUACUUUUCGGGUUCUGGAAAUAACGUAUACUUAACUUUAAAAAGUACCGUACAGAGAGGGAAGCAGCGAAGCAACACAAAGUAUGAUGCGUUCCGCUGUAACUUGUUUACCAGUGCUCACAUGCGUGAAACCUUUGACAUGCUAUUCAAUGCAGGAAAGAAAAAUGUGUAAAUAACUAUGACUGUAAUGUUGAAGUGGCGUUCUCCCUUGUUUGGAUGUGUUACCUCCAACCUCUCAGUGAGUUCGAAUGUAUAUCCUUCCCUUGUUUCGAAGCGUCUUUCUCAUUUCUUGAGCACUUUGUACUAUUUUCUUGCCCCACAUACUGUGUAUAAUCAGAGGCUGUAAAUUAUGUGAGCUUCUGCCACACAAACUAAAAGCGGAUUCUCAGCAUUAUUAUUACCCCACAAUUCUCCACAUUUCUAACGUCGUGGGAAAGAUGUUCGGAUGUUGGGAACUUGGUUUCAUUUCACGAUGAAGAACAUCUUCAUUUUUCACAGAGCGUGCUUUAUUUUGCUGAGAGAAACCUUUACUGUGAGGUACAAGAUGGGUGCACAAGAGAUUAUGUAAAAAUCUCAGUUUCAGAUUCUCUCUUCCUAUAGCCUCGGGAGGUAGCAAACGAGAAUUUUUUUUCUAUAGGAAUGUUGAUUACCAGUCUGCAAUGCUUUUUGUCUUGAAAUCUUCUUCAUUAUUCCCACAAACUCUUCUUCACAGAAAUUUCCCCUAUUCAGCACUAUUCACCUCACAAUUCCCGCAUAUCUUCCGUUGCAAACGAUUUGUGGGUCUUCCUUUUGAGCAGAGAACGAACCUAAAGAUUCAACAUACAGUCUAAAUCAUAUCAUUGUAUUACAUGUAUAUAUUUAUAUUCACUUCAUUAUUUUCUGGACUACGUUUUGCGUCAUCAGACAUCAAGAAUAAUGUCCUAGACAGUAUUAUAUUUUUCUCAGCUGCAGAAAAUAUUUCUCUGCAGCAUUUUCCGAGAACUGCCGCAUAGUAUAGAGCUCGCUGUCAGCUUAAAGCCAGCUAAUAGUAUCGCUGCAUUUCAUUCGAGGUGUAUUUGGUCGAUGGAAGAUACUUUAUGUUUAGUAAGUGGUUCUUUUCUUAGCAGGAAGUUCGAAGCGCUAGUCCUAAUUUUUGUAUAUACUGUGCUCUUAUCGCUUUCACGUGCAAUCCAAAUACAUUUAUAUACCCAUACACAGAGUACAUUCAUAUAUCAAUUUUACUCACACUGGUGUUGUUCCAGGAUGUGCACAUAUCAUUUUCUAUCGUAUGUAGUUUUUUUAUACCAUGGUGCUGUUCAUUAGCGACAUCAUUUGUAAGUAAUAAUUCAGCUUCACAGCAAACAAGCUUGUAACACAAUAUGCUUGUAUCAUAAGUACAAUUUGAAAUGUAAAUGACAUAUAACUGUACAUAUUAUGUAUACUUAUAUAAAUGUAUGUAAGUACAUGCGUCAAAUAAAUUUUUGAAAUCA